GAGAUGUGGGUCUCCGGUCGCUCUUAGAACUUCCGGCAGGGGGCUGCUGCGCGCACACGGUGGGUGACGCCAUAACCGCGCGCCGGCCCCUCCUCCCGUCUCGGCCACUGCCGCCGCCAUGGAGUCCAACAGGGACGAGGCGGAGCGCUGUAUUGCCAUCGCCGUGGCCGCCAUCAAGGCCAGCCAGCCCGACAAGGCGCUCCGCUUCCUGGAGAAGGCUCAGCGCCUCUACCCCUCCCAGCGGGUCCGCGUGCUGAUCGAAUCCCUCACCAAGAAUGAACAAUCAGCCAAUGGCCAGUCCAAAUCCAGGGAGUCCACAAAUGCCCACUUUAGGAAAAUGAGUGGAGACUUCCCAUCAGCCAAUGGGGAGGCAGGUGGGGAGACUAGCAAAGGUUACACCCAAGAUCAGGUGGAUGCAGUUAAGAGGGUAAAGCAGUGUAAAGAUUACUAUGAAAUUCUAGGAGUGAACAGAGAGGCCUCUGAUGAGGACCUGAAAAAGGCUUACCGAAAACUAGCACUGAAAUUUCACCCAGAUAAGAACCACGCGCCAGGUGCUACAGAAGCAUUCAAAGCCAUUGGUAAUGCAUAUGCAGUAUUGAGCAACCCCGAGAAGCGGAAGCAAUAUGACCAGUUUGGAGAUGAGAAAGUCAACCCUUCAAGACAUGGACACAGUCACACAGACUUCCACCGUGGAUUCGAAGCAGAUAUCUCACCUGAGGAUCUCUUCAACAUGUUCUUUGGUGGUGGAUUUCCUUCUAGUAAUGUUCACGUAUACAGCAAUGGCAGGAUGCGAUAUACCUACCAUCAGCGGCAUGACAGACGAGAACAUCAGGGUGAUGGUGGCCUUGGGUUGUUUGUCCAGCUGAUGCCUAUUCUCAUCCUGAUAAUUGUUUCAGCUCUCAGCCAGAUGAUGGUCUCCAGCCCACCUUACAGUUUGAGCCACAGGCCGUCUGUGGGUCACAUACACAGGAGAGUGACAGAGCACUUGAAAGUAGCUUACUAUGUAGCUGAGAACUUUGCAGAAGAGUACACUGGUACAAACCUGAAAAAUGUUGAGAGGAGUGUGGAAGACGAUUACAUUGCAAACCUUAGAAAUAACUGCUGGAAGGAAAAGCAACAGAAGGAAGGCUUACUUUAUCGAGCACGUUACUUUGGAGAUUCAGAUCUGUAUCAAAGAGCACAGAGGAUGGGCACCCCAAGCUGUAGCAGACUGUCGGAAGUUCAAGCCUCCAUGCAUGGAUAGUCACUACUAGACCACUCAGCGGAGGUCUAAGUAUGAGCUGACUCUUGAAAUGCCUGAAGACUUUUGGCGAAGUGCACUGAGCCAAGGUGACAGACUUUAUAUUUAAAGAAUCAAACCUUAAAUUAAAAUGGAAUUGGAGAAUUAGCAACGCACAACUGCCCUCUCUCUUCUCUCUCUCUCUGUCUCCAACGUUAGAUGCAGCAGGCAGCAGUUAGGAAAUAAAGCUGCCUGGCUUCUCCCUUCUUUCCAACACCACUAGAGUGCGACAGUCUAGUCUCUCCUAGGAUACAGCAACCAUGAGAACAAGUAUAGAGUAUAAAAAACAAACUGCAGCAAGCCAUGAAGCAGGAGACCCUUCCAUGAUUGCACUGGUCACUUCGAACAGAGAGAGAAAUUGGAAGAUUUUUUUAGGACUAAAAACCAAUUAAUAAGAAAAGAAUCUAUCUAUUUAGAAUUAAUUUAUAGCUAUAUGUAUGUUGUACUUUUAAACUAUGCAGGGAUUGGAUUAAAUUAUUUAGUUUUCUGCCCAAUUUAAUAAACUGUAAAGUGUGAACUCUAACCUGUGUCGGGGGGCUGUCCAGCCCUGCAGACCUAUCCAAUUUCAGGUUGUCAUUUGAUGAUACUUUGCAUUUAUUUUAUUUUUUUUAUUUUGUUGAGGAUAAUACAAUUUUGUGACUGAGUUUUUUUUUUAUAAAAGAAUCUCUAAAUCUGUAGAAAGAAGAUUUUCUUAAAAUUGACCAGACUCCUGAUUUGUUUUUGCUAUAUUGAUUUAAUUGGUGGCAGUCAACAGUGCUGGAUUCUUGUACAGCAAGGAGAGGAUUGUCAUAAAUGGUCUUAGCUCAUCAGUGUUCAGCUGGUUUAUGUGUGUGUGUAACUUUUUUUUUUCCAGAGUCUGCUUUAUUUCUGCCUUGUAAUCAGUUUGCAGCAUUAGUUCUGUAAACAGGGCCUGCCACGAGCUAUAUCCUUUUGUUCUUCUCUUUCCUAAACUCAGAGUUCCUCAUCCAGCAGACUGCUAACUGUAAUAUGGCUGUUACCUUGCCAUAACACUGCUGAUGUUUCAACCUGUAUUGACAUCCCAAAAAAAGAGUUUUUGAUUCUGGUGCAAGAAGUUUUGAUGGGGAGAUCAGAAAGAGGGGUCUGGUUAAUCUUCAGUUGCUUAAUUGGGCUUUGACGCAUCUGAUACUAGAUCACACUACGUUUUACCCAUUUUAUAGCAAUGGUUUUGCCCAUCAUGCAUUUUAGAAGAAGAAAUGAUGCUGCUAAAAGCCUUGGGUUUACCUGCUUGAGCAAGCAGGACCUGGAUUAGAGCAACAGGAUAGCGCUCAAGGUUAUUCUAAACCCAGUGUAUCUCUUUGACAUAUGAAGUGAGAGAGGCAAAAGUUGAAUGAGCUAAAUUACCAUUAAUGGCAUAAACUGGAUUCUUCUCUACCCUGAUGUUAAUUUUUGCCUGAAGACAUUUCCUAUACGAACAGUUUUCAGAGUUCCCUUAUGGUGAAAUUUAUCAAAAUAGCAGUGGCUGCCAAGUAAGAUGGUAAGGGGCUGGGAGAAAAGUGAAAGGCCAGAUGGUUUUAUUUCUGUUUGUUGUUUGAAAUUGACCAGCUCUAUUUUUUAACUGGAUAUUUAUGUAGCAAAAUGGUUCUGAGCCCUCCUGUUCAUUGCAAGCCUUACUAUCCACUACUGUGAUGUAUCUGAUCUGAUUUUGAGUUUUAAAAGAGAUCCCCCAGGUCUUUGGAGAGGGGUAUGGUGGAAAUAAAAUAUUUUGGAAUAAAUGCUGUUUACAGAGGCACAAGAGCUACCCAGCAUUAAGAGAUGUUGGAUGGGAAAUGUGAGACAACUCAUGUUUGCAAAAGGUGCUGACAUCUUUCAAAAUGGCACUCCUGCUCCAGUGCCCAUCCAACCAAAUCUUUUGAUUUCUCAAGUAGAUAUCCAUGGAUGGUAAGUGCUAUGUGCAAUAAAGCAUAGAUCCUAAAGGAUACUCACAGAAUCUGUAUUUCUUGAUUUAGAAUUAAUUAUACAAUUGUACAUCUAUAAAUAAAUGUUUAUUAUGUGAGAGACUC
This is a messenger RNA of Mauremys reevesii (Reeves's turtle), 3300 nucleotides long. RefSeq names its product DnaJ heat shock protein family (Hsp40) member B12 (gene DNAJB12). Gene Ontology annotation, cellular component: endoplasmic reticulum membrane. The coding region runs from base 119 to 1243 and encodes 374 amino acids. The record is from RefSeq and is a predicted model, not a curated record. Lineage: Eukaryota; Metazoa; Chordata; Testudines; Geoemydidae. Gene Ontology annotation, biological process: cellular response to misfolded protein. The transcript is spliced from 9 exons. Gene Ontology annotation, molecular function: Hsp70 protein binding.